AUGGCCGUUCUGCGCACAGAUCGAGGCCCAUGUUUCCGUUCGAAGCCGUUCGCUGACUUCGUGCAAUCCCGCGCCAUUGCUCACAAGCUACUGCCGCCAUACUCCCCUUUCUCGAAUGGGAUCGUCGAGCGGGCGGUCGCCGCAGUAAAGUUUGUGGCUCGCCAAGUUGCCUCCAAGAGGAGUUGGCCUACUCAGCUCGGUAGAGCUAUAUCCCGCUUGAAUAACAAACCUCUCUCUGGUAUUGCUCUCUCACCCCAUGAGAUCUUCUUCGCGAGGCGUCGUCGUUUCUCGGUGGAGAAUGCAGUAAUUCCUGCGGACGAAGGAGCAGUUCAUCCGGCUGGCUCGGAAGAAGCGACCUCUAGGGAAGAGGUUCGAGACGAGAUAGAUC
Molecule: messenger RNA, 388 nt
Organism: Perkinsus marinus ATCC 50983
Lineage: Eukaryota; Perkinsozoa; Perkinsida; Perkinsidae
Exons: 1
Biological process (GO): DNA integration
Molecular function (GO): nucleic acid binding
Source: RefSeq, a predicted model, not a curated record